UGACACACUCCCGCCAAUUCCGACCAGGGAGCGCGAGGCAGGCAGCGGGGUAAACCGGAGUAUGUGGGAGAUGCGGAAAAAGAAUGCGUUAUGUUUUAUGUGAAAUAAAUAAGAAAUACAUGUCGUUUAAAUAACAGCAUACUUUUUGGUCCGUUGUUGUGGCAUUCUCGCAACCUGUACCGUUGUUUUAACGUUGAAUAUCGCAAACUAGAGGAGCCCCGGCUUAGUGGUUGGGAUGUUGGCGGCGGAAAACCACCCCUCUCUGGACGGACAUCUGGCAGCAUCGACUCCCCGCAGAAGAGGCAUGGAUUGUAAGUCAAGUAAGAAUGCCAACAAGAAACUUAUCCAAGCUCGUCUACCGUUCAAGCGCCUGAACUCCGACCCUAAAGAGAACCAGCUGCCCAAACGCCCCUGUGCACAUGCCUGCCCUGAACCAGGAGUCUCAGACAGGGAGAAUGAUUCCUCUGCACUCCCUGUUCACAAUGGACCACCCUUGGUUAAUGGUCGCGGUCCCCUUGAUGGUUUCCUGAGCCGUAGGCGCCCUGGCCCGUCAAAUGUGAACAUGAUUAUAGAUCUGACUGAGGACAACACUUUGUCUCCCGUAAAGGGCCUUGUGCCACCUACUCCAGCCUCUCCCUGUCUCCCAACAAAAGACAAGCAUCAAGACAAAGACAAAACUGCAUCUUUUGGGAAAUCCAGCAACAUUGAUCACACUCCUGAAAGAGACACUUCAGACUGCACAGUAGACAGCAAAGAUGAGGAAGAAGAUGUGGAGGAAGAAGAUGGUAAUCAGACGGCAUCUAUUUCACUGCUUGAUACAACACAGGAUUCUGAAAGUGAGCCAGAGGAGCAGGAUGAGUCGGAGAACGUUUCCAGUUUAGGAAACAGGUCUAUGCUGUCAGCUUCAUCUGUCAGCUCCACAUGUGAAAGCUCACCAGAGAAGCCCAAGACUGAUGACCCUACCCACACUAGUACACCUACAGAGCCAAAGACCACCCCCAAGAUACCAUCAGAUCAGAAACAGAUCAAAAGACGCUCAUUGAAGAGUUUACAAGAACAAGAGGAGAGACUUCUGCUGCAACGGGAGAAAGAACGACAGAAGGAAGAGGCUAAAGCUGCAAAAGAGAAAAAGAAAGAAGAGGCACGCCGACUUAAGGAUGAGCGAGAAAGGGAAAAACGCGAGAAGAAAGAAAAAGAUGAGAGAGAGAAAAAAGAGAAAAAGGAGAAGGAGGAGAAGGAAAAGGCAGACAGGUUAAAAGCAAAAGAGGAGUUAAGGAAAUCAAAGCUAGAGGCGAAACUUGAAGAAAAGCGGAAAAAAGAAGAGGAGAAGCAAAUUAAGGAAGAAGAAAAACGGUUGAAAGAAGAGAAGGAUCGCCUUAAAGCUGAGAAAGCUGAAAUUACACGUUUUCUGCAGAAGCCCAAGAUCCAACAAGCUCCAAAGACACUUGCAGCUGCGUGUGGGAAGUUUGCACCAUUUGAGAUAAAAGAACACAUGGCUCUGGCACCGCUAUGUCGCGUUCAGUGUGAGGACUCUGUUCUGGAGGAACUGGACCGUUUUUUGUCGAACCCUGGGGAGAACUUGAAUGGACUCAAAGACUGGAUCGGGCAGGGACAUCGCAGCUCGGGACCCACCAAACCCAGAAAGAUGAACUCACUCAGUGAGUGUAUAACAGUAGAAGGGCCACCAGAUGGUGUGCCAGAUCGUAAACGUUAUGGAUCCAUGAAGCUUCUGCAGUUCCAUUCAAACUACCGUCCAGCCUACUGGGGCACCUGGAGUAAGAAGAGUUUACACAUUUCACCUCGCUGCCCCAUCCGACAAGACAAGGAUUUGUUGGACUAUGAGGUUGACAGUGAUGAAGAAUGGGAGGAAGAAGAACCAGGAGAAUCCCUGUCACAUAGUGAAGGGGAAGACGAGGAGGAAGGAGGUGAAGAUGAUGAUGAUGAUGACGGCUUCUUUGUUCCUCAUGGCUACCUUUCAGAUGAUGAGGGGGCUCUAGAAGAAGAGGAGGGUGGUGACCUGGAGAAGCAGAAACUACGUCAGAAAGUGAAAGCAAGGGAGUGGGAUGAGCUGAUGUCCACCAAGAAGAAGAUGAAAGUGCUGGACCCAGUGGUGAGGGGCUGCGUCUGGGAGGGAGAGGGACCUGGUUUGCAGCUCUUCCAGCCUUUUGCUCUGUGUCUGGUUGAGCCUUUACCCAAGGCAGACACCAGCCCCAGCCCAGAGGAGCUUUCACGCAAGUGUCAGAGAGAAGCACAAUUACUCGGCCAGCUGCUGCCUCUGCUGCACGGUAACCUCAACAGCAGCAAAGUGAUCAUCACUGAGUUUCAGGAGUUUUGUCGUCAGCAGACCACCUCCUCGUCAUCAGCUCCUGAACUGUCCAGCCCUCAGAGCUCAGCAGAAAACAUCCCCACCAGAAUACAGGUGAAGCGCCUUAUCAAGAGCAAUGCUGUUUAUGAGAAGCGCUCAACCUACAGACGCUGCUGCUGGUAUGUGCACACAGAGGUCCUGUCCCGUUUUGGGCAGGAGGCUCUUCCUGUGCCCUGCCAGUGGACCUACCUCACCACAGGAGCUCGAGAAGAGUCCCGUGAAGAACCCCAGGUAGCCACAGGCUCUCAGGGAAACUCUCCCACUACGCCACAGACCUCCUCCACCACGGCUUCAUCCUCCAACAAAAGAAAAAGCACAGGCAGCAUGUCAAUCACCAAGUUCAUGAAGAAAUGUACUGACUCUGAGCAGAUGGAAGUAACAGAGACAGAUGGUUUUCAAGCUGACACUGAGGAAGACGACGAGGAAGACUGUGUCAUCAUCGCCACAGAGAAUAUCCCAACGAGAAAGAACUCCUCCAGCGAGGGAGACUGUCUGAUGGAGGUCACCCCCUCUGACAAAGCUGCUCUCCCUGUGGCCUGCACUGCUCCUACACUCGCCACUGCCUGAGGACAGGAUAGGCCGUCUCCUCUCACCAAGCUACCCUGUUAUCCUCUUAAAUGUCUCCUUCCUGAUUCUGAACUCUGUGUCCAAGACAGAAUCAAGUCUUUAAUCAAGAUUGAUCAGCAGAGCAGCACACUCUGGUACAGGCAACUCACAGCUGGUGGCCUCUGCUCAGUAUUAUGAGUUCCCUCUCACCUUUUUUUUUUUUUUUUUUAAAGGAGUCUGGAGUCAUCUUGCCUGUAAAAUGUAGUUGUGCAAUCAGGCGUGUCUGACUUGAUUAUUGAGGGCAGUUUUGUCCAUUGUUAAUUAACUAUCCAUCUGAUUGAUUUUUGCAUUGAAGUUUCAGUCAGAUGUGUUCAGCAUGGGCCUCUUUAAGUCUCUCAGGCACUGCUUUACCUACAGCAGACUGGGUUGAACAGAGGGGAGAGCAGCAUUGAAAUGCCCACAAGAAGAAGCAUCCAAGACAUCAAAAACAGCAUUAUUUACGGUUCUUGAAAUGUUGAAUAUAUGACAUUAUUGGAUAUCUUCUAGUCUAAAUGUAUAUAGUUUACCAGAAUUAAGAGUAAAGAAAUGAGAGGCUGGAAGUGAUCUCUGCAUUUCCCUUUGAUUUCAAUGGGUGCAUUUAUUCUGCAAUUUCUAACUUGGACAACUCAAUGGAGUAGUUGCUAGAGCUGUACUUGUACAGUUAGGUCCGGUGUCACAAUGUUUUAUAAAUAUGUAUUUUCUGUUUUGUUUUUUUUCAAGAAUACUUGAACAGGAUAAAUUCAUUAAACAUGAAUAAAAGUGCCGCACUUUUA
Etheostoma spectabile (orangethroat darter) is the source of this 3723-nucleotide messenger RNA. It is a transcript of the gene chaf1a, whose product is annotated as chromatin assembly factor 1, subunit A (p150). The transcript has 16 exons. The coding region runs from base 236 to 2932 and encodes 898 amino acids. NCBI's taxonomy places the organism in Eukaryota, Metazoa, Chordata, Actinopteri, Perciformes, Percidae. Gene Ontology annotation, biological process: nucleosome assembly. Gene Ontology annotation, cellular component: nucleus; CAF-1 complex. The record is from RefSeq and is a predicted model, not a curated record.